AUGUCCGUAUGCUUCUUUGUGCCUGCCGACCAAGCUGGUACAUCCGCGGUGUCGGAGGAAGUGGAGAAUGAAGGAACUGGUGAAGAAAGUUCAUCUCCAGAUAAUAUCCAGCAUAGUUUGCAGGUUUUUUGGAACAAGGUCACGGAAGAUAUAAAAAAAGUCACUGCGGAGGACUUCAAAACCCAAGCGUUGCCACUAGCGAGAAUAAAGAAAAUCAUGAAACUGGACGAAGAAGUAAAGAUGAUUUCGGCGGAAGCGCCCGUUCUAUUCGCAAAAGCGGCAGAAAUUUUUAUCCACGAACUCACAUUGCGAGCCUGGUCUCAUACAGAAGACAAUAAAAGAAGGACUUUACAGCGUAAUGACAUCGCAAUGGCAAUAUCCAAGUCGGAUCAGUUUGAUUUUCUCAUAGACAUCGUCCCUCGGCAUGAAGUGAAGGCUAGCAAGCCCAGGGAAGACCCACCGCGAGCCAAUCCCACUACUGACCAGUUGGCGCAACAGCACCAGGCCGCGCUGCAGGGCACCACACAGCCCCAGUUUGUACUGCAGCCCUGCGGACAAGUUGUCCAGCAGUCGUCGAAUGCAGCCGGGUCAUCUUCCGGCAGCGCGCAGCCUGUCACUCUGGUGCAGCAAGUCGUCACCUCGUCGGGAGAUUUGCAACAGGUUCCGAUCCAACUGUCGCAGGCGCAGCUGAAUAUGAUCAGGCCGCAGUUACAAAACAAUCCGGGACAACUGAUCGUGAUACAAGCGCAGCCGCAGCAGACGCCGCAGAUCAUUCAGGUAUCAUCACACGCUGCGCAGAACCAACCGCAGCAAGUGUACCUUGCUCAAGUCGCAACUAGCCAGGAGGACUCCUAG
This is a messenger RNA of Parnassius mnemosyne (clouded apollo), 855 nucleotides long. The record is from the annotation of a GenBank genome assembly. NCBI's taxonomy places the organism in Eukaryota, Metazoa, Arthropoda, Insecta, Lepidoptera, Papilionidae.